Penicillium canescens is the source of this 984-nucleotide messenger RNA. RefSeq names its product fumarylacetoacetate hydrolase family protein. NCBI's taxonomy places the organism in Eukaryota, Fungi, Ascomycota, Eurotiomycetes, Eurotiales, Aspergillaceae. Bases 1 to 984 code for a protein of 327 amino acids. The transcript is spliced from 3 exons. The record is from RefSeq and is a predicted model, not a curated record. Gene Ontology annotation, molecular function: catalytic activity.
AUGUCUCUUCCGUGGAUACGCCUGAUCCGGUUCGAGGCAGUCGACGGCCGUAUCCUGCCGGGGGAGCCUGUAAUACCCGAAAGCAAACAAAUCGACCUCGGUUUUGUCACAGAAGCUGACCACCUUCAGGCCAGAAUCCUUGUCGGUGACGACAUAUUUGACGUAACAGGCGAGACCAAAUUGUCAACGGAGAUGGUAUUGGUCAAGAAGAUCCUCUCGCCCUUGGCCUCUAGCGACGUGCCUAUUUUGCGUUGUGUGGGUUUAAACUAUGCCAAGCACAUCAAGGAAGCAGGACGCAAGCGCCCCCCGUUCCCAUUCAUUUUCUUUAAGCCCAACACCACUGUCCAGGAUCACGGUGCAGCUGUUGUGAUCCCCAAGGUUGCGCAAAACAACCAGGCUGACUACGAAGGAGAAUUGUGCAUGGUGAUCGGGAAGGACGCUAAGGAUGUCCCAGUGGAGGAUGCCCUGGAUUAUGUCGCUGCAUAUACUGCUGGGAAUGACAUCUCCUCGAGAAAACUUCAACGGGAUCCUGCCUAUGCUGGCGUUGUUCCCCAGUGGGGCUUUUCUAAGGGCUUUGACACCUUCGCUCCUCUCGGCCCAGUGUUGGUUGCGGCCUCCGAGAUCAAAGACCCGAGUUUACUACAGUUGAAGACAUUUGUUGAUGGUGAAUUGCGCCAAGAAGAAGGUCUAUCCGAUUUAUUAUUCGACUGCAAAUAUUUGGUCUCCUUCUUGUCUCAAGGUACUACACUUCAAAAGGGUAGCGUGAUCAUGACUGGUACACCUGGCGGUAAGUGCAUGCAGCCAUCCACCCUGAACCCCUCCGUCCACGAAAUGCAAGUGGAGCCAAUUAAGAAACUGUCACUUACUUUAUUUCAAGGGGUCGGUGCCGGUUUGAAUCCUCCAAAGUACUUGGUCCCUGGAACCCAAAUGGAUGUGUUUAUCUCAGAGAUUGGCACGUUGAGGAAUGACGUAGUUUUCGCUUGA